Messenger RNA from Mucor velutinosus, 1551 nucleotides. RefSeq lists its product as uncharacterized. Lineage: Eukaryota; Fungi; Mucoromycota; Mucoromycetes; Mucorales; Mucoraceae. Gene Ontology annotation, biological process: L-glutamate catabolic process. Gene Ontology annotation, cellular component: cytosol. The record is from RefSeq and is a predicted model, not a curated record. Bases 1 to 1551 code for a protein of 516 amino acids. The transcript has 9 exons. Gene Ontology annotation, molecular function: glutamate decarboxylase activity; pyridoxal phosphate binding.
AUGGUUUUUCUCUCAAACGCAAUCUCAAAUGCUCGCAUCGAAGCAUCCAAUAGCCAAGGUGAACUCCACCAUGAGACUGUAGGUACCACCAUUUACGGUACCAGAUGGGCUAGUCAAGAUAUUCCCAGAUUCGAGAUGCCCCAGGAAGAGAUGCCAUCAAAUGUUGCUUACAGAUUGAUCAAGGACGAUUUGGCUCUCGACGGUAACCCUGCCCUCAACCUCGCUACCUUUGUCACCACUUAUAUGGAAGAAGAGGCUGAAAAGUUAAUGGCCGAAAACUUGUCCAAGAACUUUAUUGAUUACGAAGAAUACCCUCAAAGUGUUGAGCUCUGUAACCGCUGCGUCAACAUGAUUGCUCGACUCUAUCAUGCUCCUAUGCACAAUGCUGAAGAAGAGGCCCUUGGUUGCUCCACUGUCGGUUCUUCUGAAGCUAUCAUCUUGGCUACAUUAGCCAUGAAGCGUCGCUGGCAAAACGCUCGCAAGGAAAAGGGUUUGCCUUAUGAUAACCCUAAUUUAGUCUUGGGUGCUAACUGUCAAGUGGCCUGGCACAAGGCUAUCCGCUACCUCGAGAUUGAGCCUCGCGAAGUGGAGUGUACUGAAGAACUCCUCUAUAUGGACCCUCACAAGGCUGUUGAUCUUGUGGAUGAAAAUACCAUUGGUGUGUGCGCUAUUCUUGGCUCUACUUAUACCGGACAUUAUGAGGAUGUCAAGACAUUAAAUACCCUGUUAGAAGCCAAGAAUGAACAAAACGGAUGGGAUAUUGGUAUUCACGUUGACGCUGCUAGUGGUGGUUUCGUAGCUCCCUUUGUUGUACCUGAUUUGGAAUGGGAUUUCAGAUUGAGUCGUGUUGUUUCCAUCAACGUCUCUGGCCACAAGUACGGUUUGACUUAUGCUGGUAUUGGUUGGGCUGUAUGGAGAAGCGCAGAGUACUUGCCCAAGUCCUUGAUUUUCAAUAUCAAUUAUUUGGGUAGUGAUCAAGCUUCAUUCACCUUGAAUUUCAGUAAGGGUGCUGCUCAUGUUAUUGCCCAAUAUUAUGUCAUGAUUCGUUUGGGUCAAGCUGGUUUCCGGAAGAUUAUGGGUAACUUGACUGCCACUGCUGAUCAUUUGGCUGAUAAACUCAGGGCUACUGGUCGUUUCACCAUCAUGAGUGAAUCCAACGGUCGUGGUUUACCCUUGGUUGCUUUCAGACUGAACGAGAAGCACCAUUACAACGAGUUUGACAUUUCUGCCAAGUUGCGCGAACGUGGCUGGAUUGUACCCGCUUAUACCAUGGCUCCUAAUGUCGAGCAUCUCAAAAUGUUGCGUGUCGUUGUUCGCGAAGAUUUCUCUCGUUCUCGUUGCGAAAUUUUGGUAAGAGACAUCUUGGCUGCUGUCCACUCUUUGGAUGAAAAUGACGAAUCGACCAUUAAAAAGAAACGUGAGCACCACUCCAAGCACUCUCACAGCGCUGUCUAUAGCAGCAACCCCAACAAGCCCAUCUCCAAGGCUUCCAAGGAGGCUGAAGCCAACGCAGUACAAGAUCCCAAAAAGCCUACUCAAGGCAUCUGUUAA